UGCCCAGGACCUGGCAUCCCUUUCUGCCAGGUCCCACCGGAAGUACAUAAACCAGCUCCCUCGCCACUUCCUGUACGGAUGCUGCAGUGAAGUUAGCCGCACAUGCGCACUCUCGGUCCUCUUUUUCUUGAAAGCGCCUAAGACCAAACCCACCAUGGCAGACCCCGAUCUUGACUUCACCACUGGAGAGUCCGGCGCCUCUGCCACUUACCCCAUGCAAUGCUCUGCUCUGCGCAAGAACGGCUUCGUGGUGCUCAAGGGACGUCCCUGCAAAAUCGUGGAGAUGUCUACCUCCAAGACCGGCAAGCACGGGCAUGCUAAGGUGAACUUGGUUGGUAUUGAUAUCUUCACCAACAAGAAGUAUGAAGAUAUGUGCCCCUCCACCCACAACAUGGACGUCCCAAACAUCAAGCGGAAUGACUACCAGGUUGUGAACAUCAACGAUGGCUACAUGUCCCUGAUGAAUGACAACGGUGACAUCAGAGAGGACCUGCGUGUCCCUGACAACGAGAUCGGAAAAGAAAUUGAGUCAAAGUUCGGCAACGGAGAGGAGUUCAUGGUCACUGUGAUCUGUGCCAUGGGGGAGGAGUGCGCUAUCGCCACAAAGGUGAUGGCGAGCGGCAAAUAAAGAGGUAGCUCGUACGAAGACAUGUUUCUGCUGCCGAGGCAACGAGCACCACCCACGACCAGUCUGCAUUCUCAUUGGUUCUGUCACCAAAGCGCCGGCCUUCAACGAACCUCAAAACGUUCUGUGGUUUAUCAAUUCAUCAAUGCUUUCUUUUUCUCCCUGUUUUCAUUUCGUUUCCACUGCAGCUUGCUGUGUAGUCCUCUGACCCAUCACAAUAAGGUUAUGUUGGUAACUUUAUAUAAAACGACUUCAAAAAAAAAAAUACCCAUUUCGCUCAUUCCUGCUUUGUUUUUUUGCUAUCUCAAGUGUCGCCAUUCACAUUCCUGAUUGUUAACCACCACCGGGAUUCAGCUUUUGUAUGAUUAUUUUUUAUAUUCUUUAGAUGAAUGACUAAAGCAGACUUUUAGAUUGGGGGAGGGGGAGGGAAUUUUGAGUUGUUUUAAAAGCUACAAAAAGGGAGAGUUAUUUCCCGGUAGGUAAAAUUAGCAGCCAUUUUUGCUUCCAGCUCAAAGGUGUAGAUUGCAGAUUGGCUUGGAGCACUUGAGGUCCCACCCCAGCAUGUUUAAAAAUAUAUCAAACUUAACCCUUAAAAUAUAGAACAAACUACUUUGGUGUUGCCGAUCUCUUGUCUGUACAACUGGGUUCAAAUCUCGGGAUUCCCUAAACAAAAAAAAUACAAAAUGGUUUAAUUUUUUUGUGUGAGUGAGGAUUGGCGUGGGCCUCCUGUAAUGUGGGAGGUGGUUUGCAGUGAGGUGUGUAAUGAAAAUUUUGCUUUUUAUGUUUUGAAGGGACUCAAUCGGGACGGGAGGGUGGUAGAGUUGCAAACUUUUUGUUCACUCGAGGCCUUUGUCACCUGACUGGAGAUGGCAAAAUAAAAUGUUAAACAAAUGGACAAAAACUGCAAAA
Periophthalmus magnuspinnatus is the source of this 1534-nucleotide messenger RNA. RefSeq names its product eukaryotic translation initiation factor 5A (gene eif5a). NCBI's taxonomy places the organism in Eukaryota, Metazoa, Chordata, Actinopteri, Gobiiformes, Gobiidae. The transcript has 5 exons. Gene Ontology annotation, molecular function: ribosome binding; translation elongation factor activity; RNA binding. Bases 155 to 628 code for a protein of 157 amino acids. Gene Ontology annotation, biological process: positive regulation of translational elongation; positive regulation of translational termination. The record is from RefSeq and is a predicted model, not a curated record.